Molecule: messenger RNA, 729 nt
Organism: Meloidogyne enterolobii
Lineage: Eukaryota; Metazoa; Nematoda; Chromadorea; Rhabditida; Meloidogynidae
Source: the annotation of a GenBank genome assembly
AUGUUUCACUUACCUGCACUUUGUUGGAGAAUGCUUUCUAAUCAGUCAGGAUUAAAUGUUUCUGUAGUUCUUAGCCUUGCUUGUCAAGAAGAAAAUGUUGACCCGGAAGUUCGUGACCGUUCAGUAGACAUUUUGACUAGACAUAUUGACGAUGCUUUACGUUAUCAACGCGAUCUUAUUAUUCGUUCAAAGGGUGUUUUUCUUUUUGCAUUAAUUAAUAUUGGAAGAUUAUAUGGAGCUUAUGUUACUUUAGUUUAUUCAAUGUGCAAAUUAUUACAUUUAUUUAAUGUUUUGAUUCAAUUUUAUUUUUUAAACAAAUUUCUUGGAACAGCCGAUUAUCCCCUAUUUGGAGGGCAUGACCGUGAAUGGCAAGAUUCUGGCAGAUUUCCAAGAGUAACCCUCUGUGAUUUUGAAAUUAGAGUUUUGGGGAAUAUACACAGGCAUACAGUACAGUGUGUGCUUGUUAUAAAUAUGUUUUUAGAAAAGAUUUUCGUCUUUUUAUGGCUCUGGCUUCUAUUUUUAGCUUUCCUUUCAAUUGUAAAUUUAUCAGCUUGGUUAGCAACGGUAGCUGUUCCUAUUUGUAGACAAGCAUUUGUAGAAAAAUUUUUAGAUUUGAGUCAAUAUGAGCCUAAAACUAGUGCAGAAGUUCACUUAUUUGUUGAAAAAUUUCUUAGGCCUGAUGGCGUUUUUUUACUUAAAAUGGUAAGGAAAAAUAAAAAUCUUCCGUAA